Cooperia oncophora is the source of this 663-nucleotide messenger RNA. The record is from the annotation of a GenBank genome assembly. NCBI's taxonomy places the organism in Eukaryota, Metazoa, Nematoda, Chromadorea, Rhabditida, Trichostrongylidae.
AUGGACGAGGUGUCAACAAUCCAACAGAUCUCUGAAAAAAAAUUGCUGAAACUCAUGUCAAGAGGUGCUUGCAUGUUUAGCGACAGAGUGGCACAUGUUGGGAAUGUGACAUCCCACAGUGCUAUUCUCGAACUGAACUCCACGGACCGUAACGAAGUGUCUGUUCCGCCGCGUGCAGCUACACGCACUCGUGGACGUAUAGUGGCACACACGGAAAACUCAACAUCGGAGAGUGGCAGCCUCGAGCUGCACUCCAUUCAAGCGGAUCGUAACGAAGUGUCUGUUCCGCCACAUGCAGAUGCUUUUGUCACGUCACAGAAACCAUACUGUUUUUUUCCUUUAUCAUCUGCUUUCAAGCGCUACUUCGCCUGUAUUGAAGUUCUAGACAAAAUAAUGUUCAUGAAGUCAGUGGCUGUUGGCAACACGCUUGUGAUGUUUUCCUUCAUGGCGGACAGGUGCUUGCCCAGUGAAAAACAUAUAGGCAUAUCAAAUGUCGAUGCUUCUAAGAUGUCGACUCUGAUUCAAUGUUUCUGUUCUUUAUAUGCAAUUCGAUUCUUGACCUAUGUUGGAUGUCGAGCUGAGAUGUUUUCGAUACCCUGCCAAGUCUGUUGUUGCAUUUCCGUGCUUCAGUGCUGUGCUGUUUCAUCGACAGUGAACAAAUAA